Paramecium pentaurelia is the source of this 3106-nucleotide messenger RNA. NCBI's taxonomy places the organism in Eukaryota, Ciliophora, Oligohymenophorea, Peniculida, Parameciidae. The record is from the annotation of a GenBank genome assembly.
AUGCUAAAGUUAGGUAAUUUAAAUCUUCAAAAUCAAGGAAAUUCAAAUAAAAUAAGAAUCACUUCAAAGAAUCUAUUAUCAUUCUAUUUCCAAAUGGAACUCCAUCACAUAAUCAAAGUAAUAUAAAUAUAUCAUCUAUAUAGGAUCAUAAUCAAUUGUAUUUUAAAAAAAGUAGUCUAAUAAGAUAAACUUAAGAUCAACCAGUUAAAAUAGAUGUAGAAUAAAGACUGAUCAACAAAUUCAAUUUUCAUUAUCUACUCAUAAAUAAAAGAAUAAAGACUCUACAAUUUCAUUAUGUUCUUCUUUUAAUUAGACUAACUCAAAAUUACUAAAAUAUAAUCACUCUACUAAUUUUCAGUUUAGUAAUUUUAUUCAGAUAUUUUAUUAGUUGAUUCAAAUCAAAUUUUGAAUAAUAUAGAUUCUUUUGAUUUAAAAUUAGGAAAAUCAUUAUUUAAAUAAGAUCAAAUCUAAGAAGCAUUAAUUAUCUUUGAAAAUUAUUUAUUAUCUUAUGGAAUCAAUCCUGAAGCACUUUAUUUCUCAGCACUUUGUUAUAGAUAACAAAAUCAAUAUGAUAAAUUGAUAUAAUAAUUAGAAAAAUUGAUAUCUAUAUUCCCAACAUUUUCAAGAGAUGCUUAUUUGAUUUUGGCUAAUUCUCUUAUUUAAAAGAAUAGAAUUCAAGAUUCAAUCAAUUAUUUAACUCUGGCAAUCUAAAAUUUUAAUAGAUUUUAUGAUGCUUUAUCAUUAAGAGCAGAAUUGUAUUUAAAGUUUAAAUUUACACACAAAGCUAUUUAAGAUUUUAAUUAAUUAAUUUAAAUUAACCCAAAAAAAUCAAAUGCAUAUAUUGGUUUAAGUGAUUGUUUUGUAUAAUUAAACUAAAUACAUUUGGCUUUCAAAUAUUUAAAUAAAGCUUUUUAAUUAGAAUAAGCAUCAAAUUCUAAACCAAUAAUAAUAAAACUAUUUUAUUUAUUUUUUGAUGUCUUUGAUUACAAAUAAUCUAAUUAUUAUUUGGAUAUUUUAUAAUAGAUAUAUCCAGAAGAUUCAGAAUAAUUAUAUUUAAAAGGUCUAUGGUACCAGAAACAAAGUACAAUUAUAUAUAUCUUGUGUUAGAUCAUACUUAGUAAGCUUAUCUAGCAUUUGAAUAAGCAGUUUAAUAUAACAAUGAUAAAUAAUCUACAACUUAGGCACUAUUGGAAAUAAUUAAAUUUGAAAUUGAUAAAAACAAUUUUUAUUCAGCUUCACAUAAUUUAGAAAGAAAGAUUUUUUUAGAUAUUUUUAAUGAUUAAUUUAUAUAAAUAGAACUUUUUGUAGAAGGAACAAUAUUCUUAAUGAAAAAAAAAUUUGAUUAAGGUAUAGAAUUUCUUUCUGAAAUGAUAUAAAUAUAAAAUGAUUCAUUAAAAGUUUUAGCUCUAUAAUUUAGAGCAUAUGGAUAUUUUUAUAAGUCAAAUUAUCGUUAUGCACUAAAAGAUUUAUUAGAUUGUGAUUAAAACCAAUUAGAAUAAGUAAUUUCUCAAUAUUAAUAAAGGGUUCCGUAUAUAAUUUGUUGUUGUGUCAAGCCUUAUUAAAAUUUGAAGAGAAUGAUUUGAAUUCUAGUUAUCAGAUAUUUUAAGAGGCAUAUGAGUUAUUUAAAUCUAAAUAAGAACCAUUCUUUUAUUAAGCUACUCUAUUAAUAAGAAAAUAUUGUAUAAAUAUUAAUGAAGAUAAUGGAAAAAUCUAUUUAAAUUAAGCAUUAGAAAAUCUAUAGAAGGCGUUAUUGAUCAGAGAAUCAUCUAAUGUACUAUUUUAUAAAGGAGUGUUGAAUUUUGCAUUAGGAAAUUUUGACUAGGCAGAUUAGGAUUUAGAAUUGGCUAUCGAAAACUGCAAUGAGAAUUAAGCAUAACAUUAUUAUGUCAGAGGACUUUUACAUAAUUGUCUUAAAUUAUAUGAUAUGGCAAUAUUAGAUUUUAAAAGUUGUUUACAUUUAGAAUAAGAACAUUUAGAUUCUUAUUUAAAUAGAUGUAGAGCAUACAUUCAUAUAGGAGAUUUAGAUAAUGCAUAUCUUGAUCUAAUGAAGUAUGUUGAGAAUUGCAAAGAAGAUUAACUUAAUUAUUAAAUGAUUGGAAUGCUUUUUUUUUAUAUUGGAAGUUUUGAAGAAGCCAUUUUCUCUUUAAAUAUGGAUUCAAGUAUUGAGAGUUAAUAUCUAAAGAUUAAGGUUUUACUUUUCUACAAAGAGUUGAAUAUAGCUCAUUCAGAGUUGUAAUUGAUUUCAGAGAAUAAUCAUAAAGCUAAUAUAGAUUUUCAAAUAGUAAAUAUUCUUAAGUUAAUGUGUUCAAAUGAAAUUUACACAAAUUUAUAAGAUAAUAUAUCUGUAUUAAAUAAGAUAUAAAUGAGUAGAUAGGAAGGUGAUAUAUUCAAAUUAUGUCAUAUUUGGUUUUAUUAUGGAGUAUUACUUGUAUUUUAAAGAGAAUAUUCAAUGGCACUAGAAUAUUUAAAUCUUUCUUAUGAAUUUGAAAGCGAAUCAGAAAAUUUUAAUAGUCAUGAUUUUGGAAAUCAAAUAUACAACUUUAAAGAAUAUCUAUAUAAUAAUGCUUUAAUUAAUUUAAUGAUGAAUAAUAACACAAUAGCUAUAGAAUUAUUAAAUAAAUUAUAUGAUAAUUUAAAUAGUAUGGAAGAGAAAGUUUAAUUAUAGAUAUUUAUAAAAUUGAUAUAUGAUGAUAUGUUAGAUACAACAGAAAAUAUAAAAUUAAUAAUAUAAAAUGAAUUUUAUUUAUUUCAGUAAAAAAAUAGACUUAGUUCACUAUUGCCAGUAUUACAGUUACCUUUGAAAAAAUACAAUGUAAGAACUAAAUUGUCGUUUUGUUUACCUAGGAUUGAAUUUCCUUCUAUAGAAAUAGCAUUUGAUUAAAAGUUACUUGAAGAAAUUACAGUAUCUUUUAUAUAAUAGUAUUAGCCAUAAAUAGUUGAAAAUUAUCCUGAAGCUCCAUGGAUCAAAAGAAUAAAAUAGAAAAUAGUGUUUACAGAUAAUUUAAGAUCUAUAGAUUAGGAAAUAGAAUCUACAAUAAGAGAUAGAAUAAGUGGAGAAGAAUUUAAAGAAAUAAAUUAAAUUAGAGUUGAAUUUGAUGAUGAUUGA